Molecule: messenger RNA, 1176 nt
Organism: Vairimorpha ceranae
Lineage: Eukaryota; Fungi; Microsporidia; Nosematidae
Exons: 1
Coding region: 1-1176 (391 amino acids)
Source: RefSeq, a predicted model, not a curated record
AUGCCAUCUGAAAAAAAUGAUAAUCCUUUUGAUGACAGUAAUAAUACGAUUUUAUAUACAAAAAUGGAAGAUAAUAAUCCAUUAGCAGAAAUUAUGGGUAGAAUGAAUGGACUUUCAUUGUCUGCAUUUAGUCCUAAGAAAGACGAAAGCUUACAUAAUGAUUCAAAUGCGGAUCUUUCCAAUCUAUCAGAAAUGUCAAUAAAUGAAGAAGCUUCAAAAACAGAAAAUAAUAAAAAUGGAGAUUUGGUUUAUCUACAAUACUUCGCAGAAACAGUACAAAAUUUAAAAAAAUCUUUCAGGAAACUCGUCAGAAAUAAAUUUGUACACAAAGAACUUGUAACUCAAAUAUUCGAAAAAUUACAAAAUGAUGAUUUAGAAGGAGCUACAAGUUUAUUAAGAAAAAUUUUAGAUAAAAAGACUUUAAAAGAGAUUAACAUUCAUCAAAUUAAUCAUUUCCUGCAAGUUAUCUUUCCUAUGGUAUUGAAAGAAAUAAAUGAGAAUUUAGAAAAGCUAAGUUUGUUAAAAAAAGAUAUAUUUGAUUUUAAUAAAAGUAUAUUAACUUUUUGUAUAGAAAAUAAAAAUCAAGUGAAAUCUAUACAAGAUGAUACAAAGAGUAAAAUAAAGAAGUUUAAAAAUGACAUUUCAGAUAUUUUUGGUUUGACAGAAGAACAUUCUAUAGAUCAAUUUUUUAAUGAGCUAUUAGACAAAAUAAGGCGUAUUUAUAAUGAAAAUAAGAAUAUAAAACAGGAAAAUAAACAUUUGAAAGAAAGUUCAGAUAUUAAAGAUUUAAAAAAAGAGAUAGAAGAUAAAAAAAAUGAUAUAAAACAAUUACAAUCACAAAAUAUUUCAUUUUCUGAAGUAAUUACAAAAUUAGAUACUACAAACAUUAAAUUAAAAAAAGAAUGCAUAAUUUUGUCAAAUGAAUAUAAAAAGUUGGUAGAUUCACUUAAGUCAAAAAAUACAAUUAUUGAAAAACAAAAGAGAAUUUUAGAAGUUUUACAAAAACAAGUGGGCGGCAAAGAAAAUAUUGUUAUUGAUGACUUAAAAAGAAAAAUUGAAAGGUUAAAACAUAAAAUUGAAAACGAGAAAAGUCAAGAAAAAAUAAAUAAGUUACAAAUGGAAUUAACAAAAUAUGAUCAAAGAAUUAAGGAUCUUGAAGCUAUUUACAAAACAUAA